This is a messenger RNA of Rhea pennata, 958 nucleotides long. RefSeq lists its product as uncharacterized. The record is from RefSeq and is a predicted model, not a curated record. Lineage: Eukaryota; Metazoa; Chordata; Aves; Rheiformes; Rheidae. Bases 287 to 958 code for a protein of 223 amino acids. The transcript has 4 exons.
CGCGCAGCAGCCCCGGUCUUUCCCACGGCGGGCUCGCUCUGCGGCCGCAGGAAGCGGGAACGACGCCUACGGCAGCAGCGGCACCGCAGCCACGGCUCCUGCCCGAGCACGCUGCGGUCACCUUCCAGGCAGGGAUGGGCUUUCCAUCUUCGCGAGUUACGUGAGCUUCAGAGGUUUAAAUAUCAAUAAUUUCAUACACAGAAAAACCAUUGCCCCCCUCCAUAUACACGUCCAGCUGGCAGAAAAGCAAGGAAGAAGGAGGUCUCUGUCAAAGAGCACCAUAAAGAUGUUUCCCGAGAGGCAGCAGUCAGGUCAGAAGCCUACAGAGCAGGAAAGAAAUACAAAAGAUGCAAUUGGAAUAAGCCACCGGAUGUCUGCAAAGGGCCACGCUGAAAUGCUCAACAGCAGAAAUUCCGACUCGCUAAAGCACGCCAAAGCUGGAAACGACCGCAAGAGAAGUUACAUCGAAGUACAAGGCUUGGACACGCUUGAGGAAAAGGCUAUCAUAAUCUCCAGGGUUUAUCCAGUGCGCAAAAACUGUACAACAAAGCAACUAGCACAAGGUCUUUUCUUAACCAGCCUGACAGUCUCUAGUGUAUUUGCUCAGGCAUUUUCUGCUGGGAAGAUAAUAAACAAUGCAAUAAACACUUCGCCUCUGGCAUGCUGGAAAGCUGAAGGGCCCCUGGAUAGAGAUAACAAGGGAUGCAAAGCUACACGGAAGACAGCGUAUUUUGGUUGCACUGACUGGAUGUGGGAAAUGAAGUCUCUGCUUUGCAGCAUCUCUGCAGGUAGUUCAAAUCUAGGAUACAAGUCUGAACAUUUCUUCAUAUUGUGCAUUAGCAUGCAUUUUUGCUACAAGAAAAAGCCAAAGGAAGUGGACAACCUGUCGACCUAUCAGCAGACAACAUCCACUGCUCUCUCCUCAUCUAUUCAGCAAGAAGGCUAUCAGAUUGCUUAA